AUGUCAUUUCUCCCUCAUCCUCCGUUCAAUCCACCCUCCUCCUCCUCUACUCUUCUUCUUAGAGACUGGAAGAGCCUCAUCGCCUCCCAACCGCUUGUCUCAAACGACUUUACUUCCUCGAUCUCUCACUUUCCCACUGAGAACGCUACGGCUCAUUUCACAUCUGCUCAGUUCAACGCCGGAGCUCCUGAAUGGUCCCUGUCCCUGGUCGGCUAUUCCAUCGGUAGACGGCCGUACUAUGAAGCCUUGCUUACCACUAUCAAAAAAGCAUGGAACUUGAAAGGAUCCCUCUCUCUGCUUACCCUAGAUGACGGCUUCUUUCUUCUCAAGUUCAACAACCGCGAAGACUAUGAUAUGGCCUGGUCUGGUGGCCCAUGGUUCUUUUUCGGAAAGCCCUUCAUUUUGCAGAAGUGGACUCCGGACUUCACCCCCGUUCGUGAGGAGUUUCCAUCGAUCCCCCUCUGGAUCAAAAUCAAAAAUUUCCCGCUCUCUUGCUGGACGCCGGAGGGCAUUUCCAAGAUUGCGAGCUGCGUCGGCAUCCCGCUCGCGGUGGACGCACUCACUGCGGCCAAAACGAGACUCACCUUUGCCCGGGUUUGUGUCCAGGUGAGUAGUGCUUCGCCUUUGCCGGAUGUGAUUUACUACACCGUGGAUGACAAAACGUUCCCUCUCACUGUGUUAUACGACUGGAAGCCCUCUCAUUGCUCCUUCUGUAACUCCAUCAUGCAUUCUCCUAACACCUGCCCUAAAAACCCUACUCCUCAGCUCACUGAGACCAGCCAAAACCGUGGCAGAAGCACCAGCCGCAAACCCAGGAAGCUACCCCCGAGGUUGAACAUUCCUAAGCCGCCCAGUUCUACUACCUUUCAGUCCCAACCCCCUCCACCUUCUACCUCUCUUUCAACAGACCCACCUACUGCUAAGGCUGUUGAAAUAGCCACUCUUUUACCUAACCUUAAUUCGCCUUCUGAGGACUUCAUUCCACCCUCACCUACCACCAUUAUUAUCCCCUCACCCACUCUGCAUACUUCCCCUCCUGUCCCAACUAAAAAUAAAUUUGAUGCCCUUACUGACCAAGACCACUUACCAGAAUCCUCAUCUGCCCAGUCAGACUUCCAUCCUUCUUCUUCUACCACCCAUCGUGACCAACCGGAUAAACCACCUGACUCCACCAAAAAACCCAAUACCUCCAGCAAUAGCCAACCUACUCCUCAAAAUGUAGCUUCCACUUCAACAGCCAAGUCCACAAGAGCCAAAUCGGCCAAAAAGGCCACCACCCCCACCUCUAAAUCCCAAUGA
This is a messenger RNA of Dendrobium catenatum, 1299 nucleotides long. RefSeq lists its product as uncharacterized. Lineage: Eukaryota; Viridiplantae; Streptophyta; Magnoliopsida; Asparagales; Orchidaceae. The record is from RefSeq and is a predicted model, not a curated record. The transcript has a single exon. Bases 1 to 1299 code for a protein of 432 amino acids.